AGUAGUAAGAUAUGUGUGUGUUUGUGAGUGCGGUUAAAGCUCGUCGAGCAGCAGGGGAACUUAGAAACUUCACUCCAUUCAGCGAGGAGGAACUGAGACCGGAGAUUUGACGUUUUAAGAGCUGACUCGGCUGCUCACAGUCCAGCUGUGAUCGACGGAGGAGGACCGGUCCCGGUUCUCAGCAUUGGAUCGAUUUCCGGCCAACAUGGAUGAUUUAGAUGCUUUGUUGGCGGACCUUGAGUCCACAACAUCCCACAUUUCCAAGCGACCACUCUUCCUGUCUGACGACACCGCCUACUCCAUCCCUGUUGGGGGUCCGAUCCAGCAGGACAUCUGCUCUCCGCCACAAGUCCCACCAAAUCCCUCAGAGCAAAACGGACUAGAUGAAACAGAGUCCUUUAGCCCAGCUCAGAAAAGUCCCUGGUCAAGAGAGAGCAGCAGUCCAACCCAGCCUAUUGGUGAGGAGGACCACGUUUACAGUUUCCCUAAUAAACAGAAGAAUAGUGACUCAUCAACUGGUGCCAUGAACUCAUCCUUGGGCAGCAACCUGUCAGAGCUGGACCGACUGCUGUUGGAGCUAAAUGCUGUCCAGCAGAGCACCCCUGUCUUCCCCACAGAAGAGGAAACAGCCCCUCCACUGCCUGCUAGCAGCACCAUCCACCAUAUCCAGGAGAAUGGCGUCUCUACUACAGGCAAGGUAGCUCCACCAGUACUGGAGAAGCCUAAACGUAGUGUGGCAACUCGAGGGAUAGAGGAUGUACGACCAAGUGUCGAGAGGCUUCUGGAUGAGCUGGAGAGCUCCGUUCCCUCACCCAUUCCCACACCACUGGUUGUGUCAGAUGAACAAACAGAAGGACAAGAGGAAACACCAGCACAGCAGCAAGCCAGGAUGUCGGCCUCCUCUGCCACAAGAGAGCUGGAUGAGCUGAUGGCCUCCCUGUCUGACUUCAAGGUCCAAAGCAACUCUGGUUCUCAGCUGUCCAUGAAUCAGGAGGUAGUUGUAGAGCCAUCACUUCUUACUGGUUCAUCAGUUGUUGAAGCAGUAACCACCCCAUCUAUAAAUCCUUAUUUGAGUUCAGUGGAUACCCCUCUAACUUCUAGUUAUGAGACUCCCUCCUCCACCCCUCUUUCUCUGGAACUACACAUAGACGAAGAUGGUGGAUCAGCUCGUUCCACUGUUGUGAUUUCAUCAUCGAAGAGCCUUCAGUACUCCCAGGUCCAACAGAUAGAUGAUGGUGUCAGUGUCACUUCUGAGAUCUCCACUGUAGAGACCAUCAGUAUCUCUAGUAGCACAAAGCCUCCUAGUCCAGUUGAAGUCUCUGAUGGUAAAGUCUCAAGUCCACUUCAGAAAAGCUCAAGUCCAGUCAGUGUUGGAAAAAGUUCCAGCCCCAUACCUACCCCCCAAAGCUCCAGUCCAGUCAUUGUUUCAAACAGUCCCAGUCCUGUUACUGUUUCUACAAAACCCAGCCCUACUCUCACAGCAACAAGUCCCAGCCCCCCUGAUCUUAAAUGCCCUAAAAGUCCAAGUCCAGUCCCAAAAAACUGUAGUCCAACCCCUGUCAGUAGUAGUCCGGAACCACUUGAAAAGACAGCUAGUCCGGUCACAGUUCCAAGGCUAUCAAGUCCUGUCCCACAAAGUGCAAGUCCAGUGACAGUCCCUACUAUUUCUAGUUCUUUAACCAUCCCACAGAGUGCUAGUCCUGAAACAGUUCCAAAGUGUGCUAGUCCCAUGUCAAUACCUAGACUUUCGAGUCCCGUUCCCAAGACUGCAAGUCCUGUGACAAUACCAAAUAUCACCAGUUUAGAAACUUUACCCAAAACAUCUAGUCCUGAAAAAUCAUCAAAGAGUGUCAGCCCAGUAGUUCUCCCAAGACUUUCAAGUCCAGUACCAUCUACAAAAACUGAAACUACAGCUCCUAAGAGUCCUGUUCCAGUCAUCAAAAAAUACUACACUGUUCCAGCCACGAGCAGUCCUAGAGCUUCACCAGUUUCACCCACGGUUGUGCCAUCCAAAAGCCUGUCUCCCUCUCUGACAGAAAAGCAUGUAGGGGACAUACUGGAUUUAACUUGGCCAUGCCGGGAGCCUUUGUUGGACGAUGCUUUGGACAAACUCUUGGCCCCUGAAUCUACCCGACCGAGUGACAACCAGCCAUCUGCCAGCAUCAUGCUUGGAGUUGAAGACAGAAUUUGGGAGGAAGAAGACGGAAUUUACCCUGAACUCAGCCGAGAGGGAACUCUGACACCCAUGACUGAGUCCAGCUGGAUGGAUGAGUGCUUCACCCCCUCCACCUGCCCCGGGACACCAGAUGCAACGCUGGACCUGCCCACGCAGCAGCCCUCUGCUGUUGAGCGACUGUCUGCUUCUGGCCAACUCAAAUCGGUUAUCCGCCGCACCAAAGAGACCUCCAAUGUGCAUCCGAUGUACAAAGACGGGAUGUUGAGACGUAAAAUGGGACCAAUCAUUGUGAAUAAGAGCAACUCUCAAGACAGGCUCAUUGAGGAGCUGCAGGGGAAGCUGGGAAUUGGAAAAGUGGAGCGCAGACGCAAGCAGCAGCCAGACGAUUGGCUGACAGAAGGAGUUAUCGUCAUGUCCAACCCACAGCGAACACGGGAAGAGGGAGUUCAGCCUGCUGUGGAUAAGAAAAUCAUCAUCCCUCCAGAAUCACCUGCCCCACAAAGAAAAAUUCUCCCCCCUCCACAAUCUCCCCCAGCACCCAAAAAGCCACCCCCAGUCAAGCAGACUCCUCCACCUUUACCUCCACCCCCUCCGACCCCUCCACCUCCUCGAGAACCAACCCCUCCUCCCCCGAAGGAGCCCACUCCUCCUCCUAGGGAGCCCACGCCUCCCCCUGCACAGCCUCCUCCAUCGCCUAGCCCCCCUCCCAAACCCGCUACACCUCCUCCACCUCCCAAGGUCUUUGUAUCAGUGGGUUGUCAGACCGAGUACGAUCCCAUCUUUCCUCCACUGCAGAUCCAGUCUCAGGGAAAGACUUCUCCCACUGGUCCCCCUAAACCUGCUAACAAGCUGGAUAACAUGCUGGGAAGCCUGCAGUCGGAUCUCAACAGACUUGGAGUUCAGACGGUGGCGAAAGGUGUCUGUGGAGCCUGCAAGAAACCCAUAGUUGGACAGGUGGUGACAGCCAUGGGCAGAACAUGGCACCCCGAGCACUUUGUGUGCACCCACUGCCAGGAGGAGAUCGGCUCCAGAAACUUCUUUGAGCGUGAGGGGCAGCCGUACUGUGAGAAAGAUUACCACAGCCUGUUUUCGCCGAGAUGCCACUACUGCAACGGACCCAUACUGGAUAAAGUUGUGACUGCUUUGGACAAAACUUGGCAUCCAGAGCAUUUCUUCUGCGCCCAAUGUGGAGCCUUUUUUGGACCAGAAGGUUUCCAUGAGAAGGAUGGAAAGGCGUUCUGCAGGAAAGACUACUUUGACAUGUUUGCUCCUAAAUGUGGCGGCUGUGCCCGUGCCAUCCUGGAGAACUACAUCUCUGCUCUUAACUCGCUCUGGCACCCAGAAUGCUUCGUCUGCAGGGAGUGCUUCACCCCAUUCAUAAAUGGCAGCUUCUUCGACCACGAGGGACAGCCGUACUGUGAGGCACACUACCACGAGCGGCGCGGCUCGCUCUGCUCCGGCUGCCAGAAGCCAAUCACCGGCCGUUGCAUCACAGCCAUGGGCAAGAAGUUCCACCCAGAGCACUUUGUGUGCGCCUUCUGCCUCAAGCAGCUCAACAAAGGCACCUUCAAAGAGCAGAACGACAAACCAUACUGCCAUGGCUGCUUUAUCAAACUCUUCAGCUAGAGCAUGUGUGUCUAAAUGUGUGUGCGCACAAGUCUACACAUUUAUUUACAUGACGGCGUGCACGUGUGGGUGUGUGUGAAAUCACACGUCUGGCAUGUUUGAGUGGGUGUAGUGAUGACGGAGGCUGAGGUGAGGAUCUUAUCAUUAAGGGGAUAAAUGUUUGUGACUUUUCACUCCCUGUCUGUGCAGCAUCUCAGGCUCGGCAUUUCACACUUUUGCUGAAGACAUUUUUAACAGAGCCCAAAGAGAUUUUAAUUUCAAGUUUUAUUCCUGUGUGCAACAAAGAAAGUAAGUCAAUUUGACCUUGUAUGUGUGUAACUAGCAUACACAGGCCAAAGUAAGAGCUUAUUUGUAAAUGCUUUGAUUCCGCCAUCGCAGGGCGAAACCAUGUGGAGGUUGUGUGCAUGGACCACAGAGGGUCGACUAGAGCAGUUAUAAACCCUUCGAGUGUUAAAUAUCUGAUUCUUGGCCUAUGGGUGUUGGAAUAAUCUGUGUAAAAGAUGUAUUUUUCUAGCUUUGGAAACUGUUGAGGUGCCAUUUAAAUCCCUUGAAAUACUCCAGAUGUACAUGGACUAACACUGAAAUCUUCAUUUCUUUAAAGUAGCGGUUUACACUCUUUGCACACUCCAACCACAGAUCUCUUGAUGAGAUUGUCUUAAGGUGCAUUUUACAGGUGUCAAGAUUAUUUUUCUACUGUUUUACAAGAAAAGGAAUCAGUUUCAGCCUAUAUGACAUUCACAUUUGUGCUCUUGUAAAUUCAUCAUUUUACACUGGAAUUGAAAUCAAAUAUUAGUAAACUUUUUUUUUUCCUGUAGCAAUUUGGGAUUUUUCUUUCCAAAAAUACAAAACAUAAUGUUGCAAUUUGUGAUGACAAAAAGUUGUAUAUUGAUAAUUAGUUAAAUAGAAUGGUUACUGAUUUAAAAAUAUAUAAAGUGCAAUCAAGCCAUGCCAAAUCAGAGUUGAAUUUCUCAACUUGAAUUUAAAAGUAAAAGUGAAAAAGAUGUCAGAAUAAACAAUAUUUCAGUUCAGUAUUUGUUCAUAUUUACCAUUGCCACUGUUGUGAAUUGAUCACUGUAUUAAAACUAUGAAUAUGGCUGGUUCAGGGUUUAAAUCGUGGUUGUGCAUAUGAAUUUUAAGCAUGCUUUCUUUUACGUGGUCUUUUAUCAGCACUUGCUGCCGGUCGCUGUUACAAUCAGAGUUUAGAAUUUAUAUAGCUGGAGAAUGCUCGACUUUGUGACAGAACUGUGUUUUGUCGCUGUUUUUAACUAAAAUAAAUCUAUAUUUUUGAGCUGUUUGGGCUCACACUGAUAUGCAGAGAGCUGGCUCUAUCGGCACUUAGGCCAACAAUAGUUGAUGCUGUCGUUACACAAAAACACAUACCAGCUUUGAUUCCAGUGUCAUGCUUUUAAGGAAACGCGGCCCAUUUUAUUGAUAGCUGGUCAGAAAUCAGAGUAAGAUGUAGAGCCAGGGCCUAGCUUUUAAAGUCUAUGUUAACACUCCUAUGGCAUCUUAUACUUGCAGCCUUAGUUCAACAUGAGAAAAUUUGAUUAUUCAAGACAAUAUUUCUGUCUUUGGCUUGAUCACGAAGUGUGCAACAAGUUGAUACACAUUCUUUCUUGGAGAUGUUUGCUCUUGUGCCAAAUGUGUCAAUGCAAUAAUGUCUUAUACACUGUGGAGUUGUAAACCUUUCCUGUGAGUUGACUCUAUGUGGUGAGUUCUGGGAGAGGCUUCAUCUGCUGAAGUUUGACUCAAAGGUUUACACUGUAAAGAUACAAAUCACCUAUACUGAAUCAUUCAGCAGACAGUAUAGUGUUCACUUGUAGCUCAUUUCACAUUUACAGGAAGUAGCAGGGAGAAAUUAACUGAAUUUCUGUGUUAAUUUGCCCGUGUAUAUUUACCUACUUUCAUUCUAUCGCCUUAUAAAUUUCACUUUUGUCAAAAAAAAUAAAUGAGACUUUUCUGUUCAUGAGAUUAAAUCAAGUUUGCUCUGCACGUGGAGAUACUUAUGAUAUUUUACAGUCUGAAUUCUCUCAUGGCUCCUUGUGUGGGUGGGGUAUAAAAAUAUAUUGGUCCUGAUUUCUGACUGAUAUCCACAGCAAAUAAACAACUUUAUUUCUUGCA
Molecule: messenger RNA, 5923 nt
Organism: Cheilinus undulatus (humphead wrasse)
Lineage: Eukaryota; Metazoa; Chordata; Actinopteri; Labriformes; Labridae
Product: nascent polypeptide-associated complex subunit alpha, muscle-specific form-like
Exons: 14
Coding region: 206-3802 (1198 amino acids)
Biological process (GO): substrate adhesion-dependent cell spreading; endothelial cell migration; transforming growth factor beta receptor signaling pathway
Source: RefSeq, a predicted model, not a curated record